AUGACGUCGAGAAACCGGACGAUUUUGUUUAGGAAGCACAGAGAUGCGCUGAAGAGCGUACGAACGCCGAUCGAAGGAACGACGUCGCAUCAACAUAGUAUUGAUUUGGCUGCUACCUCUUUGCUUCAUCGUGGUGCUCGAUCAUAUACGCCUAUUAGUUCUGAGGAUCCUGGAACUUCUAGGAAAGGUGCAGUAGAAGUUGGUCUGCCAUCAGCUUGGGUAGAUGUAUCCGAAGAUGUGGCAUCAAAUGUGCAGUGUGCACGUUCAAAAAUGGCUGAGUUGACAAAGGCUCAUGCAAAAGCAUUGAUGCCUUCAUUUGGAGAUGGUAAAGAAGAUCAGCGCCGAAUUGAGAGCCUUACUAAUGAGAUAACGAAUUUGAUAAGGAAAUCUGAAAAGAGUUUGCAUAGACUUUCUGCUGGUGGACCUACAAAGGACUCGAAUGUCAGGAAAAAUGUGCAGCGUUCAUUUGCAACUGAUCUUCAAAGCUUAUCAAUGGAGCUUCGGAAAAAGCAAUCUGCAUAUUUAAAGCGCCUUCAAAAGCAAAAAGAGGUUAAUGGAGACUUGGAAAUAAAUAUGAAUGGGAGCAGAUCUCAAGUCGAAGAUGCUGACUUGGAUGACCAGGAGAUAAAUGAGCACCAGCUAGCAAGGAUAAGGAAAAGUGAAGCCUUCACUGUAGAGAGGGAGCGAGAAAUCCAACAGGUUGCAGAAUCAGUGAAUGAGCUUGCUCAAAUCAUGAAGGAUCUCUCAGUGUUGGUGAUAGAUCAGGGUACAAUUGUUGAUAGGGUAGAUUACAACAUUCAGAAUGUAGCAGCAACAGUUCAGGAGGGCCUAAAACAGCUUCAGAAGGCAGAUAGAAAUCAGAAGCAUGGGGGAAUAGUGAAAUGUGCAACCAUUCUCAUUAUAAUGUGCUUUGUCAUGCUCGUUCUCCUAGUAUUGAAGGAAAUUAUUUUUUAAAAAGUGAAGGUAUUGGUUUUCACAUAUUAUCAAAUUUGUUUCAUCUGCUAUUAGCCAGAGAGAAAAAGCUUCAGGUUCUUGGCUGGUUCACCUAAACAUGCCGUGUACUCAAUUUUAUGCCUAUUCUGUUUUGAGAGCUUCUAAUAGGGAUUACAUGAAUCAAAACCACGAACAAGUGUGUAUACAUACAAAUGUACUAAGACAACAAUUACAACUUUACAAGACUACAACAUUAGACAAAGGCAGCUAUAGUUUUAUUUCAUUAUUGGAAGAACUACUCUGAAGUGAAACAUUGGUUUUUGUAGAUCUAUCUU
Molecule: messenger RNA, 1268 nt
Organism: Chenopodium quinoa (quinoa)
Lineage: Eukaryota; Viridiplantae; Streptophyta; Magnoliopsida; Caryophyllales; Amaranthaceae
Product: syntaxin-41-like
Exons: 8
Coding region: 1-954 (317 amino acids)
Biological process (GO): vesicle-mediated transport; intracellular protein transport; vesicle fusion
Cellular component (GO): membrane; SNARE complex; endomembrane system
Molecular function (GO): SNAP receptor activity; SNARE binding
Source: RefSeq, a predicted model, not a curated record